This is a messenger RNA of Rhipicephalus sanguineus (brown dog tick), 3135 nucleotides long. Its product is annotated as ubiquitin-like modifier-activating enzyme 1. Gene Ontology annotation, cellular component: cytoplasm; SUMO activating enzyme complex. Bases 1 to 3135 code for a protein of 1044 amino acids. Gene Ontology annotation, biological process: protein sumoylation. NCBI's taxonomy places the organism in Eukaryota, Metazoa, Arthropoda, Arachnida, Ixodida, Ixodidae. The transcript is spliced from 26 exons. The record is from RefSeq and is a predicted model, not a curated record. Gene Ontology annotation, molecular function: SUMO activating enzyme activity.
AUGGGGGCCCUGCAGGACACGAUGAAAGGUUCCGAGGGCGAGGACGACCUCUCUCCUCCGGCAAAGAGACGAAGGACCGACGAGGGCGACGCGUCACAAGAAGCGGACAAAGUUGCAGAAAAGCUACCGGACAUUGACGAGAACUUCUACUCUAGACAGCUCUACGUUAUCGGGCGCGACGCCAUGGUUCGCAUGGCCCAGUCGGACGUCCUCAUUUCCGGCAUGGGCGGCCUGGGCGUUGAGAUUGCCAAGAACGUCAUCCUGGCCGGCGUCAGGUCCGUCACCAUUCAUGACGAGCAAGUGUGCAGCGCUGUGGACCUCUCGGCACAGUACUUCCUCAGUGAAGAUACUCUAGGCGAAAACCGGGCAAGCGCCUGCGAGGCUUCCCUGGGACAACUCAACAAGUACGUGCAGGUGAAAGCCCAUACGGAACCGCUGACGAUGGAUUUCCUGAAAACAUUCACCGUGGUCGUGUUGACUGAGACCCCGCUGGAAACUCAACAGUCCAUGGCCGCCUUUACCCACGAGAACAACAUUCCGCUGAUCAUCGCCGAUACCAAGGGCGUGGCUGGGCAAAUCUUCUGCGACUUCGGCGAAAAAUUUCGCGUGCUUGACGGCGACGGAGAGCCGCCGCGGUCGGUUCUGAUCAGAUCCAUCAGCCAGGUGUGUCAAGGAGUGGUCACAACCUCGCACAAAGCGCCGCACGGUUUCAAAGACGGCGACUAUGUCACUUUUUCCGAAGUCCGAGGCAUGACCGAGAUGAACGACUGCCCGCCCACGGAGGUCAAGGUUUUAUCUCCACACCAGUUCUCCGUUAUGCCGAAGUACAACGGCAUUACGGGCGCAGGCGGCAUUGCUACCGAGUUUAAGAUGCCGAAGGAUGUCAAGUUUCAACCCUUGAAGGAAUCCCUCCUGAACCCAGAGUUCGUCACAUGUGACUCGCCGAAUGCAGACCGCGGCGCACAGCUGCAUCUAGGAUUCCAAGCUCUGCACGCCUUUCAGGAGGCGCACGAGCGACUGCCGCGUCCUUGGGACAUGUACGAGGCAGCGGAGGUGGUGCAGCUUGCCAAGGAGAAGAACGCCCUGCAGGCCGAGCCGCUCAAGGAAGUUGACGAGAAGAUCCUCACUCUGCUCUCUUGUGUCUCAUCUGGCUCCCUGUGUCCCAUGCAGUCUGUCAUCGGCAGCAUCGCAGCACAGGAGGUCAUCAAGGCGUGCAGCGGCAAGUUCACUCCUAUCCACCAGUGGUUCUACUUCGACGCCUUCGAGUGCCUCCCACAGAAGGCCAGUGUUCCUGAGGUGUACGCUACCGAAUUCGCGCUCACGCGGUACGGCGCGCAGGCCUGCGUGUUUGGGUCGGAUGUGCAACGCAUGCUGUUGUCACAGAACUACCUCGUGGUGGGAGCCGGAGCAAUCGGCUGCGAACUCCUCAAGAACUUCGCCAUGAUGGGCCUCGGGGCAUGCUGCGGUUGCGUCUACGUCACGGACUCGGAUAAGGUUGAGAAGUCGAACCUGAACAGGCAGUUCCUUUACCGGGCCGAGGACGUCGGUCACCCGAAGUCGGCCGCCGCCACAGAAGCUGCCGCGCGAAUGAAUCCAGAUCUCCGCUUCAUUCCCCAGGAGUACAGGGUCGGACCAGAAACGGAGAACGUCUACAAUGACAGAUUCUUCGAGCACCUGAACGGCGUGGCCAGCGCGCUGGACAAUGUCGAAGGGCGCCAGUACAUCGACCGUCGAUGCGUGCACUACCGCAAGCCGCUGCUCGAUUCGGGUACCGUGGGGACCAAGGGCAGCGUUCAGGUGGUCGUUCCGUGCAUGACAGAGUCCUACUCGUGCUCCCAGGACCCGCCCGAGCCGUCUGUGCCGCUCUGCACCAUCAAGUACUUUCCCAACAAAAUAGAGCACACUCUCGAGUGGGCACGUAACGAGUUCGAAGGCCUGUUCAAGAUGAGCGCGGUGAAUGCUGUGAAGUAUCUGGAAGAUUCCCGUUUUCUGUCCGUCGCUCAAAAGACUCUGCCACUCAAAGAAAAGGUUGCCCUGCUGCAAGAGCUCACGAAGAUUCUAGUGGACGAACGCCCUUGGGUUUUCGACGACUGUGUUGAAUUCGCCAGGCUGCGCUUUCAAAAGAAGUACAACAGCGACAUCAGGCAGAUGCUACGGGUUCACCCCGAGGGGGAGCUCACCCGCAAGGGCACGCCGUUCUGGUCGGGAAACAGGCGCUGCCCCCACCCGAUCGAGUUCGACCCCAACAACACGCUGCACAUGGACUACAUCGUAGCUGCGGCGAACCUGCGGGCUGCGAUGUUCGGCAUUGCGCAAAGCACGGACCGCGAAGCGAUCACCCGGAUGCUCGAAGAUGUCGAAGUUCCCGUUGAUGAUCCGCAGGGAAACGAAGUCGCCGUCAUCUAUGACAGCUCCAUGCCACGUGACGGUGCAUCGAUUGACGUUGAGCUCGUGGGCGAGCUCCUGGAGGAGCUCCCAGCGCCGAGGGACCUCGAGGACUUGACCCUAACGGCGCUCGAGUUCGACACGGACGACGAGUCCAACUUCCACGUGGACUUCAUCGUGGCGGCCUCGAACCUGCGCGCCGCGAACUACAACAUCCAGCCGGCGGAUCGGCUCAAGAGCAAGCUCGUCGCGGGCAGGAUAAUCCCGGCCAUCGCCACGACCACGUCGCUCGUGGCGGGCCUCGCCUGUCUUGAAAUAUACAAGCUGGUGCAGGAACACGACAGCCCGGAGCUUUACAGGAACAGCUUUGUCAACUUGGCGCUGCCUUACUUUGGCUUCCCGGAACCCAAUCCGCCUGUAUUUAAAAAGUUCCGCAACCAAGAGUACUCUUUUUGGAACUGCCUCGAAAUCAAGGGAGAGCUGACUCUUUCGGAGCUUCUGGAGUACUUCAGGCUCAAGCACGAAGUCGAAGUCAUUAGCGUCUUGGAAGGAGCCCAAACUCUGUACGACGCCAACGAGCCCCCUUCCAGCGCUCUCAUGAAGCUCGCCGUAAGCGAAGUCCUGGAGCGAGUGUCCCAGGCCAAAAUCGACAGUGGAACGCUAGCCCUGACUCUCCAGGUCACGGGCAAGGACACCAACAGCGGAGAGGAAGUGGAAGUGCCCGAAGUGCGAUACCUGCUGCGCCGAUGA